AUGAUGAACUACAUCAAGUGUUUCUUUGUGAGGCCCAAGUCUCCAGGAGAGUGUCAGCGAAGGUGUGAGAGACCUUUAUCUCCUGGAGAUGGGCACCUUCCCAUACACUGGAAGGAGUGCAAUCAAAAGUAUGAGAGACCUUUGAUGAGUCGCAACACCAUCCUUGCUGCGAUCUGGGAGUUGCACGGACAAAGGAGUGAGUCUGAGUUCAACAUCUGGCGUAGUGGACGGAGGGCUGAGAGAACUUCGUCCAGGAAAGACGCCGAGACCUCAAACAUCUGGACUCAGCUGGGACAAACGGAUGACUGCCCUUCGUCCAGCAACGAUGAACCCUCUGGUUCCUGGAAGGCUCCUACAAUCAUGAGCGAGAGUCCUUCUACUGAGAAGAACACGACUGCCUUUUUCAUUAGGAGGCAGCUUGGACGAAGGGAUGACGACCCUUCGUCCAGCAAGUAUGAACCCUCUGGUUCCUGGGAGGCUCCUACAACCAGGAGUGACAGUCCUGAGGAGGCCACUAAUGCCUCGUCCACCUGGAGGCAGUUCGGACGCAGGGGUGAGAGCCCUUCGUUCGAGAGAAAACCCAGGACCUCGACUCCCACUUGGCACCUUGGAUGGAGAGGUGAGAGCUCUUCGUCCAAGACAAAACCCAAGACCACGACUACCACGGGGAACCUCGGAUGGAGAAGUGAGAGUUCUUCAUCCAAGAAAAAGCCCAAGACCUCGUCCAUCUGGAGGCUGCUCGGACGCAGGGGUGUGGCCCCUUCGUCCAGCAACUAUGAAUCCUCUGGUUCCUGGGAGGCUCCUACAACCAGGUGUGACAGUCCUGAAGAGGCCACUAAUGCCUCGUUCACCCAGAGGCAGCUCGGAUGCAGGGGUGAGAGCCCUGCGUUCGAGAGAAAACCCAGGAUCUCAACUCCCACGUGGCACCUUGGAUGGAGAAGUGAGAGCUCUUCAUCCAAGACAAAUCCCAAGACCUCGACUCCCACUUGGCAUCUCGGAUGGAGAAGUGAGAGCUCUCCAUCCAGCAAUUCUGAACCUUCUGGUUCCUCGGAGGCUCCUAAACUCAGAUGUCACAUGUCCACAAGAGUGUUGAGGAGAGUGAUGGGAUGA
This is a messenger RNA of Stegastes partitus (bicolor damselfish), 1110 nucleotides long. RefSeq names its product putative protein TPRXL. The transcript has 5 exons. NCBI's taxonomy places the organism in Eukaryota, Metazoa, Chordata, Actinopteri, Pomacentridae. The record is from RefSeq and is a predicted model, not a curated record. The coding region runs from base 1 to 1110 and encodes 369 amino acids.